Messenger RNA from Hyaloscypha bicolor E, 294 nucleotides. RefSeq lists its product as uncharacterized. The transcript has a single exon. The record is from RefSeq and is a predicted model, not a curated record. Lineage: Eukaryota; Fungi; Ascomycota; Leotiomycetes; Helotiales; Hyaloscyphaceae. The annotation marks the transcript as partial.
AUUACCGAAUAUACCCUUUUUUAUAAUAAAAAACAGAUAUUGACUAGAAUAAAUAAUAAAGCCAAGGUUUGCCGAUUAAUUAAGGUACUUAAACUAGGGGAUGCGAAGGUAAUAAGCUUUGAGGAUAUUGUAGUGGUACGAGCAGCGCGUGCUGUGAAGGAUGCCAAGGUCAAGGGGAAACGUGGUCGGAAGCGUAAGAGUAAUGCGCUAGAGGCAGAUGAGCCAGAGGCGGAUGAGCCAGAGCCAGAGCCAGAGCCAGAAGUGGCGCGAAUGAUCGACGUGCGAGUGCUAUGA